CAAAAUGGCGUCAGCACAAAACCCUGAUCCAUGGUAUAUUUCACUUUUGGGGCUUGCUGAAAGCUUCAGGACUUCUAACCCUCCAAAUAUUCGGUUGUGCGUUCACUGCUUACAGUCAAUAUUUAAUUUCAAGCCUCCACCAAGGAUCGAAGCCCGAACUCAUCUUCAGCUGGGCAACAUUUUACUCUCUCACACAAAAAACCUCGACCUGGCCCGUCAACAUUUGGAAAAGGCGUGGAACAUAUCAUCAAGUAUAUCAUCUUUUGAUGAUGUGCGGUUUGAAGCAGGAAGCAUACUGGCACAGAUAUAUGAGAAGCAGACUCAAACUCAGUUAGCCAAACCAAUUUUGAGAAAAGCCAUCGAAAUGUCACUUCAAGCCCCUUAUUGGAGGUGUAGACUUUUGUUCCAGUUAGCGCAAAUUCAUGUGGCAGAGAAAGACUUUGUGUCAGCAGUCAGUUUACUUGGCCAUGGGUCUGACUUCGCUCACACAGCCCGUUCAGAGUACACCAGACUUUUGUUUCUUCUUGCGAAGGGAUUGGUGUUGCUGGUUGAAAAGAAAAUGUCUGAAGUUCAUGAGUGUUUGACUAUGGCAGGCCAGCUGAUAGAAGUAUAUCAUGGCAGCCCAGUACAGAAAGAAUCUCUCAAGGUGUUUUUCCUGGUCCUUCAAGUUUGCCAUUACCUGAUGGCAGGACAGGUGAAAAGUGUGAAACCAGCACUAAAACAGUUACAGCAGAGUAUUCAGACCAUAACACAGCUACACCAGGAAGAUGAACCCCUACCUAUAAAUCCAGUGGACCUCUUUCAGUGGAUGCCCAAAGAACAUAUGUGUGUGCUAGUUUAUCUGGUGACUGUGAUGCACUCAAUGCAAGCGGGUUAUAUGGACAAAGCGCAGAAGUAUACCGACAAAGCUCUCAUUCAGAUUGAGAAAUUAAAAAUGUUAGAUGCUCACCCCUUACUGUCAGCGUUCCAAUUGAUGUUGCUGGAGCACAUCAUCAUGUGUCGGCUUAUCAUGGGAAACAAGUCUGUGGCUAUACAAGAGAUAUUUCAAGCUUGUCAUGUUUGUCAACAACAACCCCGGUUAUUUACCUCACAUGGGGCUCAGAUUCACACAUUACUGGGCUUGUACGCAAUGUCCAUGAACUGUAUGGAAGCUGCUGAGGCUCAGUUUAACACAGCCUUACGGUUAUCAACGGACAAAGAUCUGUGGACGUUUAUCAACCUGAAUUUAGCAAUAGUGUACCUGCGUCAGAACCGUCAGUCAGAGUUAAUGGGUUUGCUGGAGAGAAUUGACCCAGAACGGCUUACCUCAACGUCCCACAGUAUGAAGGCCUCUGCGUACUAUGUUCAUGGACUACAAGCAUUCUUCCAGGCCAGAUAUAAUGAAGCAAAACGCUUUCUGAAGGAAACGUUAAAAAUGGCCAAUGAAGAGGAUUUGAAUAGGUUAACCUCCUGCUCCUUGGUUCUCUUGGGUCACAUCUUUCUCUCAUUAGGAAACAGUCGGGAAGCUAUGAACAUGGUGACACCGGCCAUGCAGUUAGCAGCCAAAAUACCCGAUGUCCAUGUCCAGUUGUGGGCCUCAUCUCUGUUAAAAGACUUAUACCGUCUCUGUGGGGAUCCAGUUCACGAAGCAGAGGAGUACAGAAUACACAACAACUUCUCACAGUCACUUCUCAAAGAUCACUUUCAGUCAUCACAAAUGUCCGAGCACAAUCUCAUUCAGUGGACAGAAGGACCAUGUCCGUUUCACCUGAACAGUUCUGCUGUUGGUACUAGUGCAAUGCUCUGAUGGACUGAAUUACCUGUUAGGUGUGUGCAUACACCUCAGUGCUGAACAGAACCUUGGUCAAACAGAGAUGCUUCCUGGCAACAUGCUGUCUUGGCUUCUGAGUUGUCCAGUCUGAAAACUUGUUGGCAGCUUCCUCUGUGCAUGCCGUGUGGUUGUGUCAUUUACUAAGCCCUUUGAGUCUCUCCUGACAAAACCAGUUUGGCAGCAAAGACCUCCACUGAUGCUGGUUGUUGGAAGACUUGUGCGUAUGUUUUCUUCAUGCAUUCAGUCCACCUGGUUAGACCGAACAAACAAACCAUGGUGGAAAGAUCUGGGAUAUGGAUUGACUUUCAGCCCUGGGGAUAUUGGUCUGUCUGUGCAUUGGGAGAUGGCUAAUAGAGCAGAUCAGAUGGCUAGCAACAAACAACUGGAAAAUCUGUUCACAGCAGUUCCAGAUGGCUUGUGCUUUCCGUGGACCACAAAGAAACGCUGAUUUCGUGUGACAAGACCAUCAACCAUAAAGUGACGUGUGGUACAUCGGCAAGUGUGGUGUGUCUUAAGGCUAAGGAGGAAUGACAUAUGUUGACAGACUGUAAGGUCACUGUCCCCAGUGGUGACAAACUAUCAAGUGUGCAUUCUGUACGUGCUUAGCUGGUCUGUGAAGUCACAAAGGGAAUGUCUGACGUAAACAACACUGAUGCCGCCACCAGCCUGAUGCGGUCAUUGAUGCAGCUAACAAAAGCGACCAACUCUCUAAUAUGCCAAUCAGGUGGGUGUGGCCAACAGUCCGAUGUACCGAACAAUCUGGUGGAGCUCACAGUGACAGUCUGAUGAGGCCAGCAGGCUGAUCUGGCCAGCUGUCUGAUGUAACAGUCUAUAGUUUAAAGGAGCCAGGAGUGACGUGGUGAAUGAGGAGCUUGUCUCCCUUACAGUGAACAGGAACAAACAGGGCAGCAGCACUUGAUUUGCAUCGUAAUAAUGUUUGUGUGUGUGUGUCUUGUGUUCAGUCGGACUCACAUAGUCAGUUAGGAGGCAGUUCUAAUACUCUUGUUUGUACAUGUGACUUGAGUCAUUUACCCUGCCAUAGUGUACAGACUUACAUGUAUAGGAAUAUAGGGGAGGGACUCAAGGCUGUUGGGGUGCAAGAAAAAAAUGGCUGAUUUGUAUACCAGUACUUAUAUGAAACGAAAUGAAAUUUAUCAACCAUCAUUAUGGUAUGAGUUUUUUAGAGAUGUGUAAGGAUAAAAGAAAUAUUUUGAUGUGUGCAGUAACAGUGAAUCCUGGACACCUAACGUUUGUCAGUGGAAGUGGUCUACAUGGCUUGCCUAAUAUUUUCGUUUGUCGUAAAGGUAGAUGUGAUGUUGGUGGGUGAUGGAAAGACACAGUGUAAAAGUUGCACACCACUUACGAGCUGUCCUUAAAGACAUAGGUGAGAAACAUAAAGCGCAUUUUCCUGAAAUGGCAAUGGAAGAAAUCACUGUGUGUGUGUGAAAAAAUAAGAUGUAGAACAAGUUUCUGGGAAGUCAAGUGCUGAAAUAUAUGGGAGUGAAUGUGAUCUGUUGAAAGAUUGUGAAGAAAUCAGAGAGAUCAAAUGUUAAAUUACCGUUACUGUGACUGUUCAAAGAAUUUGUUGUGUUGCCAAAUACACAAAAAUCAGGUAUGCAAGGAAACUGAUGGAUAUCAGUUUUGUUGUGAAAUCUAAAGUGCAAUUUAUGAAGUGAGUUUGUAAUAUAGUAACCGUGAGCAAUGUGAGCAUAUAUGUCAAGAGCCUGGAAAGCCAUGAAGGUACACAUACGUACUGUAGACAUCUCUCUUGAUCGUUUUCUCAUAUUCUCAUUACACACUUGUACAAAUCCUGCUCUGUUGUCUAUAUAGAUACGUAUGUAUACACAUAUAUAUAUAUAUACACGUAUGUACAUUCACAGACAUCUAGGUACCAGAUUGUACAUAUCCUUGGAGUAGCCAGAACUCAUUCUCCUUGUCCUAUUUGCGAACUCACCUUACAUGUUCGUUUGUAUUUCUGGCCUGUACGAUAAUUUUGAAUAUCACUUUGUCUUCAUUUGAAUGCAGUCUUUUUGACUCUGUCAUAAUGUUCCACCUACUGUGAACUUCAGUGUUGCUGGUUAGUUCUUUGAAGUGGGAUUUUUUUUUUCUUCUUUUCGGUGGGAAGUGGAAUCUACUUGUACAUGUAUGUUUACAUAACAGGGCACCACUGGAAAAAGUAGAAAAGAGUUUUUUUGCACAAGUGCCACAUAGAUUUUUUCUGAGUAUGGAAGUAAUUUGAGCAAAUUCUGCUGAACAAUCAAAUUUUUACGUAAGCAUUGACGUAGUGCAACAUUUUCAGUGAGCAUUUUAAAACCGUAACUGGUUUAAGUCCAACAAUUGACAAAUUCAUCAAACAAACCCUAAAUGACCUAAAAUUUCGCCCACAAAAGUUCUUCUGCAUUUUUAGAGGCAAAUAAAUGAGGCAAAUAUUGUUUCUGGUGCUGAAACUUACAAUUUUCCGGUAAGAAUAUCAUCAUGUUCCAAACAAACUCCAAAACACCUUUCUUAAUUCAAUAGAACUCUCAGAAUCAGGAGAAAUGGGCAAGGUAAUCAUGGCAGAAAUUUAUAGCCAUUUAGGGUAUUGUUUUCCCAUACUGCAGGCUGUAGAUUUACAUCAGAUUAUUUAAACAUGCCUCCCACUGUCUAUUUCUGUACUGCUAUGUGGUGGACACUAUAGAACAUUUUCAACAUGCAAAACUUAAAGCAAGGAGUGGGGAUGGUGGCACAAAAGGUGAGGGUCCAGAGUAAACCUUUCCCCAACAGAAUAUCUUGACCACCAGAUGUUGGGACAUUAUGAUAAUGCAUUGCAUUUCGAGGCCCCAAGUCACAAUACUUCUGGACAGUGUACAGAUCAACAAUUACCAAUACCAAAAUUACACUGCAUGUAACAUGUAAGUGUUGUUUAACUGCCGGUCUCCUUUUAAUUGUUUGAAACUAGUUAUUGGCAGAGGGAAGGAGGGCAAAGAUACCCACACCUGAAACACCCACUCAUCCCCACCCCUUUCUGUUCACACCACCACACCCACCCAGGUUCUAUGAAACCUCUAUCUGUUGGAGGUGACUGAUUAUGUGCAACUAAAUCUUCACAGUAUUGAAUAAACCAUGCUUGUGUUGUAAUCAGUUUCAUAACUUGAUUUACGGGGAAAUGUUUAUGUAUUACAUGGUAGAAUGAUUUUGGUACUCGUGUCCUUCAGCUCAUACCCUAUUUUAAGGUGAGGCUUAAGUAUGUUAGGAUCUUCAAAUAGAAAACAAUAAUUUUUCCAAAAUAAGUCAGAAUCCAGGACUCAUUGAUAAUCUACAUGUACCUAUGCUCCACUCCAGUGGGCUGUCUCUCAAAGGGGUCGUAACGCUAUGCAGGUAAGGGUUGAUACCAAGGAGGCAUAUGCCGUCAGUGUGCAAUGUCAUGGUGUUUAGGCCGGCAUAACAUUACGACCCCUUUGAGAAACAGCUCCCUGGGGCUAAUAGUUGGCCUUGUUCCUAAUGGUGUGUUUCCCAAAUUGCAGUCACAAAUGUGCGAAUAAGGGACUGAUUGUCCAAAAUGUGCACUUUUUAGGUAAGCACAACUCUCUAUUGUUUGAACAGUGGGUGUAUACGAUGAGAAGUGAAGAUUUGUGGGAUUGAUUUUGUUAACCCAUUCACAAAUUUUAUUCAGCCUAUGUAACCUGGAUUAAGUACCAGUUAACUGUAAAGUUUACAAUUCUUAGAAAUCAGAGCUCCCUGGUACACUUUUUUCUCUGAAAUAUGUGAUUAUUACAUUAAAAUUUUCCCAAUUGUGAGCCCACAGGCCCUUUCCCCAAAUCCGUGGAUUUAAUACACUCUGAAAUCUCAGUAAACGUGUGCCUGAUCAAGUUAACGUGGCCUGUUACGUGUACUUUAGGUAUAAUGGUGUAUUGUGUUUUUGAUUUGAAGAUUUUUCUGAUCUUAGUCUGAUACCUGGACAAUUCAUGAUUAUGACGUGCAUAUCAGUUAAGUUGCAUUGAGUGUUGCAUUUAUGUUAAAACAAGAAUAUGCUACUGUAUCUUUCAAUCUGAGAAGACUGAAGUACAAACAUGAAGAAUUUUGGUGCAGUUAUGAGACAUAGAUGUAUCUUAAGUAUACAGUGCUAUUUUGAGGAUUUUUUUUACUCCCACACAGCUACUAAUACAGUACUCAGAAUGAACAAAAUGGAAAAAUAUAACAUGCAAUUUUCGGUAGAGGAUUCAGACAGAAAUUUUUUAAGGAUACCUUAAUUCUUCUAAUUUUUGGGACACCUAGUCUGCUUUUUUUUUCUGCCAGUGUACAUGUAAUUGUAGCAGGAAUGUUUAAGUUUGUUUCACAUGGUUAGUUCUCCAAAAGGUCAAGGUAUUUAUAUCUUUACUUUUCCAAAAAACUGGGGGAUAAACGUAAUUCUUUGCUUUCAACACUGGUAUCUGUCAAAAAAAUUACAAGAAUUGGGGUAAUAAUAUUUUGUUCAUUUUCAACAGACCUCACCUUGGUAUCUUUGUGUGUGUGUGUGUGUGGUUUUGACAUGUCAUGCUUCUCAAGUCACUCAACCUGCGGAUGGUCGUGGUUUUCCACCAGACUCUGCCCGGUUUCCUCCCACCAUAAUGCUGGCUGCCGUUGUAUAAGUGAAAUAUUCUUGAGUAAGGCAUAAAAUACCAAUCAAAUAAAUAAAUAAAUGCAUUGUCAAGUUAGUCCUACUUUGUAUCAUAAUUUCAUUAAGAAACCUAUGAUAAAUUUGCUGGGACAUGUAAAUAAUUAAUAUCUUAAUGGCUGGUGAUGAGCUGCAGUUGGUAUUUUUAAAGGUAGGAUUAUGGUCGCCAUGAAGUUAUUUAGGAGUGUGAUUUCCAUGACCAAUUAUAUGGUACCUUAAGUCUUUGGGUGUGGUCUGAAACAGUCAAAUAAAUAAAUUUAUACCAUAAGCUAAAUAAUAACUUUGCUGUUUCUCCUGUUAGGGCAUUGAUUGGAGAUUUGUCCCACCCUGUUUGGAGCUUCCUUAGUUGUGCAUAAUAUGUAAUCAAGAUAUGUAAUGAAUCAGCCCAAAACCUCAAUCGAGGAAAAAUGCAUUAAUUAGCACAGAUUUUUUCCUGCUGUCAUACUGGAAUGGACAGUGUUCUGAUUUCUAUCAUCAUUGUACAUUUAGAUGUAUUUAUGCUACUAAUGUGUAAUUCCGUGGUAUCUGCUCAGUUGUUGCAAAUUCCAGUGCAGGAUACAUUAGGCUCCAGUGUGGAAAUGGAUUCUGUUAUAAUUUACAGUACCUGUGGAACAGGUACAUGUGUUAGUGGGAGCCCAGAUAAAUCUCUCAAACCUGCAUCUACAGAAUUUGGGAGCAGAUUUUUUCUUACAAUACAUGUUUAUAUGUACUGUCUAAUGUACACAAUGUUAAGUUUUUUUGUUCAAGUUCGUAGACGCUACAAUAUUUAUUAUGUCUUUGAAGAUUUUGUGGGAGGAAUCUGUCCUCUAAAGCAAGACAUCCUGAUUGUGCAGUGCAUUGAAUGUUUUACUCAGUCUGUAUGAUAUAGUAUAUAGUUCAAGGAAGGGAAUACGCGCAUCGGUUAAUACAUUGUCACAGUAAUCCUUCACUUCUAGAAAUUGUCAGAUGAAAUCACUUUUGUAAAUGAUCUAAAAUUUUGCCCUUGACAAAGUUACAUAUUUUGCCUGAUUCUGAAAGUUCAGCUGAUUUUAGAAAGAUGUUUUGAGAUUUGUGUGGAAGGCAGAAUGAUAUUCUACUCGAAAAAUGGUAUUUUUGGCAAUAUAAGUUAUACUAGUAUUUUAUGACCAUUUUUUGCCUCUAAAAUUAACUUUUUGGGUGAAAUCUUAGGUCAUUUACGGUAAGUCAGCACUCCAAAGUAUUUGAAAGUGUUAAAAGAUCUCUGUGUAGCAUGCUUGUUGCUUUAGCAUGUUCUUAAACUGUUCCUGUAUUUGUAUGUCACCACCAUUCUGGCAGACAUGCUUGUAGCAAGCUAGUCAUGGUCAAUAGAUCAACACUGGUCACACCCAAAACAAGAUAAAACUGGCUUUUAUAGUGCUGUUUGUGGUAUUUUGUCCUUAAUCCUAAACUAGAAUAUCUUUCCAGUUCUUUAAAGAAUCAUAAAUAUAUAUAUGUUUUUCUUUGUUUUUUUUUUUUUUUGAAGGCUGGUGUAUGUCAUGAUGACCAUAACUGGACAGUUUGUCUCUGAAUUGUAUCUUUUACUAGAUCUGAUUUGGGUACUUGACUGGGUUUGAAAGCAACUUUGACAGUUAUGUUAUGUCAUAGUGCAAACCAAAUUACUGCAGGUGGGCAUGGGUGCAGGUGCGCUUUCUGGCCUUGUUUAGGCACCUAGUAAACUGUGGAAGUAAAUCUGUGUUAAAUUAAUAUGGUCACGCACUUCUGGUGCCACCUUCAUAGUGUAAAAAUCUUGCAUCACAGUACAUACAGUACAUUGUGUAAUGUUAAAAAGCAACUUGUACUGCACUUCAUGUAAAUGUGACCAUGACAGAGAAAAUAUGCUACUUACACUGAGACACUGCGCAACAUGACUUGAAAAAGGUUAGUUCAGCAGGAUAUGGAAACUUUGACACUCUUAGGUGCU
Molecule: messenger RNA, 8361 nt
Organism: Liolophura sinensis
Lineage: Eukaryota; Metazoa; Mollusca; Polyplacophora; Chitonida; Chitonidae
Product: MAU2 chromatid cohesion factor homolog
Exons: 18
Coding region: 5-1786 (593 amino acids)
Biological process (GO): mitotic sister chromatid cohesion
Molecular function (GO): protein binding
Source: RefSeq, a predicted model, not a curated record